UCGAAGCCGGUGUUCUGACAGGACUUGCGUCGCAUGAAUUUCGAGACGACAUGGAUUGGUUUCACUGUAAUAACUGUUUUCUGAGAGGAGGAAAACCAUUUGUAGUGUCCAGCUGUGGUCAUAUAUUUUGUCAGGACUGCAUGAACACAAAGUUCAGUGGUCAGUGCAGAGUGUGUCAUGCCAACUGUAACUACCUGACAAUAUCCGAGCAGAUGAAACCUCAGGAAAAGAUGUUUUUCACAGAUCCGGUGAAACUCCUGCAGACUCGACUGGAACACAUCGCACAGGUUGCUGUUUUUCAGAAAAGGCAGAAGGAACGUGUCAUAGCUUUCUAUAGAAGCCAGUCUGCGGAGCUGGAGCGAAGGCUUAAAGAAGUCAAUGAUCAGCUCUACAGGCAAGUGUCUGAGCUGAAAAGAGAGAAUGAAGAGCUCAAGAAACCUCUUUCUCAAAGGAGGACAUCUCCUGGGAGGUUUCAGAUUAAUGGAGGUACUCCAAGGAUGACUCUUCCGGUGGCUGUGACAUCACCAGUCACACCGCGCUCUAGAGCUCUCAGUUCGGGUGACACUUUGGAGAGAUUUAGACAUUCCAGACUUGGCAUGACAACUCCCACAGGUUCAUCCAUCUCUGUGUCAAGCAUGAGUUCAAUACAUGAACAGACUGUCAGGACACCCAGUUCAGUUCACACCCCCACAAGGUCCCAACAUACAACCCCAAACAACUUUCAGUUCCAGUUUUUGACUAGACCUUCACUCCAGUCACCACGGCCAUAAACAUCAUUUAUUUGUAUCUUAUUCUUAGAAAAUCAUUAAAUUAUUUACUUACAGUUAAAAAAUGUAACUUACAGUUAAA
Molecule: messenger RNA, 849 nt
Organism: Triplophysa rosa
Lineage: Eukaryota; Metazoa; Chordata; Actinopteri; Cypriniformes; Nemacheilidae
Product: RING finger protein 212B-like
Exons: 13
Coding region: 51-770 (239 amino acids)
Biological process (GO): reciprocal meiotic recombination; protein sumoylation; homologous chromosome pairing at meiosis
Cellular component (GO): synaptonemal complex
Molecular function (GO): SUMO transferase activity
Source: RefSeq, a predicted model, not a curated record